Molecule: messenger RNA, 1170 nt
Organism: Phlebotomus argentipes
Lineage: Eukaryota; Metazoa; Arthropoda; Insecta; Diptera; Psychodidae
Product: leucine carboxyl methyltransferase 1
Exons: 1
Coding region: 138-1130 (330 amino acids)
Biological process (GO): C-terminal protein methylation
Cellular component (GO): cytosol
Molecular function (GO): protein C-terminal leucine carboxyl O-methyltransferase activity
Source: RefSeq, a predicted model, not a curated record
GCCGGAAUCAUCUGAUUGCGCUAGUGUGCGUGCGACAGGGACAAGGUGAGAAAAACAGAGGUGAAACGCAAAAAGGAGUGUGCAAAUCCAGCAAAUUGGCGGCAUUCCCGGGGAACUCACAGCGGCGGGGCUCCGCGAUGAAGCCCCAGUGCUCGCAUCCCUGCGACGAGGCGGUCAUCGCGACAAAUGACGACGCCAGCGAGUGCAAGAGGAGCGCCGUGCGUCUGGGCUACUGGCAGGACGAGUACCUGGGCUACUUCGUGAAGAGCUCCCAGGAGCGCAAGGCGCCCGAGAUCAACCGCGGCUACUUCGCGCGCGUGCGGGGCGUGGAGAUUGUGAUUGAGAAGUUCCUGCAGAGGAGCCAAGGCAGUGCGUGUCAGAUCGUGAACCUGGGCUGCGGUUUCGACACGCUGUACUGGCGCCUUCGGGAGUCCGGCCAUCAGGUAGCCAACUUCAUCGAGCUGGACUUCCCCACGGUCACGGCGAAGAAGUGCUACGCCAUCAAGCGCAACAAGCGCCUCCUGGAGAAGAUCCACGCCGCCGAGGACGGCGAGGUGCGCCUGAGUUCCACGGAUCUGCACGCCAGUAACUACCACAUCAUGGGCGUGGACCUGCGGAACAUCGACGAGCUGCACAGCAAGCUGAACCAGGCCGAGAUCGACUACAGCAUCCCCACAAUCUUCCUCGCCGAGUGCGUUCUAGUCUACAUCGAGUCCGCGAACUGCGCCAACCUGCUCAAGUGGCUGUCCGGGCAGUUCCCCACCAGCGUCUUCGUCAACUACGAGCAGGUGAACAUGAACGACCGCUUCGGGGACGUGAUGCUGGGCAACCUGCGCGCGCGUGGCUGCAAUCUGGCCGGCGUGGAAGCCUGCACGUCGCUGGAGACACAAGUGGCGCGCUUCCUGGACUGCGGCUGGCACGGCGCGCGUGCCUGGGACAUGGUGCAGGUGUACCAGAGCCUGCCCAACGCCGAGCGCCAGCGGAUAGAGCGCAUCGAGAUGCUGGACGAGGGCGAGCUGCUAGUGCAGCUCUUCCAGCACUACUGCAUCACCAUCGCCUGGGUGGGUGAGCUCUUUCAGGACAUUGAGAUCACCGUGGAGAGGCGGAUGUCGUCCCUCAACAUCGACUAGAGUCAGUGGGCAGGCGAAUAAAAUACUUCUGUGGAUAAAA